UUACGGUCAAAGAGCCAAUAACAAAGCUCGAAGACUUCGUCUGCUGAGUUGACCGACGCCGGUCAUCCCUCUCCUUCUCUCUCCCCCUCCGAGCUUCGCUCGCGCAUUCAAAAACGAGAUCGAAGCUUCCGACGCGGGAUCGGGUCCUCUUCCUUCUCUCCAACGUCCGGCGAACUCCCAAUCUUACCUGGCGGUUCCCCCUCGACCACCUGACGCUUCCCCGUCGAUCUCCCUCUUCGGACCCGGCGAACUCUCCCUUUGCUUCUUCCUCGCUUCCAGUUUGGCCUUUCUAUUUACCGAAGCCAAAAAGAAAGAGAAGGAUGCCUAAUUGGGAGCUCAAGAACUGUUGCGAUCGAGACCAGACCGCGUUCAUGGUCACCAUUGGUGUUUUCACCUUCGUCAUCCUCCUCUUGUGGAGGACUUUUCUGCUGAGGCCUUUCAAGCUCAUCACGGUAUUUCUGCACGAGACCAGCCAUGCCCUUGCCUGCAAGCUGACCUGCGGGGAUGUUGAGGGCAUACAGGUACAUGCAGAUGAGGGCGGGGUCACUCAAACUCGCGGUGGCAUCUAUUGGAUCAUUCUACCUGCUGGAUAUCUUGGCUCAUCAUUUUGGGGAAUGGUCUUCAUUCUUGCAUCCACUAAUCUUCUUGCAACAAGAAUUGCUGCUGGUUGCUUUUUGCUCGCUUUGGUGGUUGUAUUUUUCUAUGCCAAAAAUUGGUUGCUUCGUGGACUCUGUAUAGGUUUCAUCAUUUUUGUCGCCUUGGUUUGGUUUCUACAAGAGGCUACGAAGGUCCAUAUACUUCGCUAUGUCAUCCUGUUUAUAGGUGUCAUGAAUAGCUUAUUUUCUGUUUAUGAUAUCUAUGAUGACUUAAUAUCUCGAAGAGUUAACUCGAGCGAUGCUGAAAAAUUUGCUGAAAUCUGCCCUUGCCCUUGUAAUGGCGUCGGGUGGGGUGUUAUUUGGGGUUUGAUAUCAUUUGCCUUUCUUUGUGGAUCCAUUUACCUCGGUCUGGUUAUCCUAUCUUGAGGCUUUCGUUUCGUGGGUAUACAUUCUGAUUCACCUGGUUGGGCUUGUCUUCGAAUUAACUGUGGAUUUAGAUUCUCGGGAGCUUCUAAGUUUAUGGAGUUGGGACCGACAUCCCCCAAUAUAUGUUUGUAUUAUCAAAACUCAAUCUCUUGCGAAUUCUUUCGGUCCUAUUGAUGGUUCAUCUACUUUGUAUUGAUUAUUAUUAUUUGUUGCAACAUUCAUCAGUUAUUUUCACUCAGUAAAUUCUUUGCUAGUUCUGAAUUCUA
Molecule: messenger RNA, 1288 nt
Organism: Zingiber officinale
Lineage: Eukaryota; Viridiplantae; Streptophyta; Magnoliopsida; Zingiberales; Zingiberaceae
Exons: 10
Coding region: 321-1022 (233 amino acids)
Source: RefSeq, a predicted model, not a curated record